AUGAAGCAGUUCGUGCAGAAUCGUGAAGGCACGAGCGCUCAAACACUCCUGGCAAAUCGUUCUCUGACACCGCAGCCUAUAUCCCACCGUGACCAGGCAACCCACCCUCAUGAUGAUGUAGGCCAAAUCCCAAGAGCGGCCAGCCGUGAUGGCAGACACAACGACACGAAGCGUCACGACGCCGUGAAAUUGAAACUUCCAGUACCAAAUACCAUCGGGAAACGCCCAUCACCAUCAGACUAUCCACCCGACGCCGGUCACAAUGUCGCUGGCCAUGUUUCCACCACCGCACACAAUAGCUCCGCCCGUACUGUACCUAACAUGCAGGCACCUCGUCGGCCUGUUGCAUCCGCUUUCGAUGACACACAGAGCAUCCAUUUCGACGACUCGACCAGCAUAGCAGAAGAUCAAGAUGGCCAGAUGAAUAUGCACGUCCGUACUGGCCUGCCGCGCAACACUCCGGAUCCUCUGCGAACAACAUCCGUCCAACACCUGUACAACACAUAUGAAGGACAUCCGGCCGCACCACAUGAAAGAGAAGGAGCUGUGGGCCGCUUACCUGACUGGCAGGCUACGGUAGAUGCCGAACGUCACCGGCAAGGUCAGCCUCCGAAAUUUGGUACACGGUUCGACAAUGGUAUUACUGAAUACACGUACAGCGACGAUGGACACGACGAAGGCUACGACCUAGAUGGAGAGUAUACUGUACCUUCCCCCUCAUGGGACAACACUCCAUCACGAACUCGAACUGCUCGUGAACCCAACCCUACCCGAACACUGAAGAAAGGCGUUGUGAACAGUGCAGUUCGUCAUGCAGUGACCGAAGAACCACCCAGCCCUCCUCUGCCGACGAAGAGGAAGCCUUUGAGUGCAAUCGGUCCCACUGAAAUUACUGAACUUCCACUUAAUCAGCACAUCAAUCGUUUCAAGGUUGGCAAAGCAGCUGAUGGUGACGAUUUGGCUGCCCCAUCCAAGGAAAUCCAUUCAUCCGUCCAUGCUCCUCAAGAACACUCCUCAAACAUGCCGCAACCGGCAUUCUCCUCGAAAGUCUCCUCCUACAACGAGUCGUCUUCUGAGGAAGACCAGCCCCACCGUCUGGACGCACCGAAUUCCACUCCUAGUCUCAAGAGAUCCCAUCAAGACUGCGAUUUAGACUUCGACCGGAGGACUCUGGAAACAAAAUCCAUCACCGAUCUAGACGCCAUCCCUUUCGCGACAGACCCAUCAGCGGCCCCUCCAGAGCCUGCCGUUGACGCGAAUGGCAAUCAAAUGACCGUGUCGGCCAAACUCACGAACCUGACUAAGAUGCGUCCCGAGGACCAACGGCAGUUUUUCAAAUCCCAAACGGACGAGGAGCGUGAGCAAACUGCCAGCUGGUUCUUAGACAAGUUCAGAUCAGAUAUGCAGAAAUUAAUGGCCGUAAGACUCGAGCGGAGAAAGACGGCACUAAAGUUUGAACUGGAAGUCAAGAAGCACGAGAGAAGAGUCCAGCUGAAAAAAGCCGACGUUGAUCGCGAGCUGGAAGGCUUGAGAAAGGGCGGGGUAGAACUGAUUAGUGGAAGGGCAGCCGCCAAAUGA
Messenger RNA from Capronia epimyces CBS 606.96, 1578 nucleotides. RefSeq lists its product as uncharacterized. Gene Ontology annotation, cellular component: RNA polymerase I core factor complex. The record is from RefSeq and is a predicted model, not a curated record. Gene Ontology annotation, biological process: nucleolar large rRNA transcription by RNA polymerase I. Gene Ontology annotation, molecular function: TBP-class protein binding; RNA polymerase I core promoter sequence-specific DNA binding. The coding region runs from base 1 to 1578 and encodes 525 amino acids. Lineage: Eukaryota; Fungi; Ascomycota; Eurotiomycetes; Chaetothyriales; Herpotrichiellaceae. The transcript is spliced from 2 exons.